Messenger RNA from Exophiala oligosperma, 786 nucleotides. RefSeq lists its product as uncharacterized. Gene Ontology annotation, molecular function: glycosyltransferase activity. Gene Ontology annotation, biological process: GPI anchor biosynthetic process. The record is from RefSeq and is a predicted model, not a curated record. Bases 359 to 724 code for a protein of 121 amino acids. The transcript has a single exon. Gene Ontology annotation, cellular component: Golgi membrane. Lineage: Eukaryota; Fungi; Ascomycota; Eurotiomycetes; Chaetothyriales; Herpotrichiellaceae.
AGAGGGUGGAUUGUACAGGGAAAGGUCCUGUACGAUUACAAAUAUCUGUCGAGCGAUUGCUUCAUAAACAAAGGCGCAUUACGUCGCAAUCAUUAAGAUUAAGAACGAUACGCUGGCUGCUGGCAAUUGGUUUCCUCGGCUCCUGGAUGCAAUCAAGAUCGUAGACGAGAAGAUGGAGACCCAGCAUUCUGGACAGACUUGGGUACACCUCCGUUUGUUCUACACUGAGACCCUUCUUGGGUAUGACUUGGCAACCCACCUGUUCUGGUCCUUUAUCGCAUGGUUGUCAACAUCCUCAGCAAUGGUUGGAAUAAGACGAUAGCCCCCUAAGAAUGUCAGUUGUAUAACUACAGGAGUCAUGGUUGUCAUUUCUUUCGUGUGCCUCCCGGCACUCAUUGCUUUGUUCUUCCUUGCUGGCAAACAGUCAGUGACGCCGAUCCCGCGGGGUGUCGAAGAGAUGAAUAAGUAUGGAUGCUGCUCUCAGGACCUUGUCUAUUCCUGGGACGUGAUCCCAAAUAUCCUGGAUCAGAUAAACCUUGCCACAAAAGGUCUGGUGGACAUGGAGAUCGAGAAAAUUGCAGACGAAACCCAAUAUAUGCGCUGGGCCAUUGUGCCCCCUCUUCUGCAACACAUUGGGACCACGAGUUCCAAAGGCUAUGGAUUCGAUGACAAUGCUCGGUGGAUAUGGAAUCUUCAAUAUGAAUCGUACUCCGACAGGCAAUAAUACACUGCGAUGAUGCUACGGUGGCUGGGUGGGGUUUUCUGAUUGAGGCAGGUGGUACAAGC